Molecule: messenger RNA, 526 nt
Organism: Camelina sativa (false flax)
Lineage: Eukaryota; Viridiplantae; Streptophyta; Magnoliopsida; Brassicales; Brassicaceae
Source: RefSeq, a predicted model, not a curated record
UGCGUGAUGCCAAAAAAAAGAAAGACCAAAGUGGGUUGGUGAAAAGUAAGUUGGCCAAAAAGGAAUGUUGAGAAUGAAAUAAGGGGUAUGUAAAACCAAAAAUAGAUAAAAAUAGACUAAAGAGACGGAAAAAUGCCGGCAGGUCAUGGAGUUCGUGCCAGAACGAGGAAUCUGUUCGCGAGGCCGUUAAGAAAGAAGGGUUACAUUCCACUCUCGACUUACUUAAGGACCUUCAAGGUCGGCGAUUACGUCGUUGUUAAGGUGAAUGGUACGAUCCACAAGCGUAUGCCUCACAAGUUCUAUCAUGGUCGUACUGGUCGCAUCUGCAACGUCACCAAACCCGCCGUCGGUGUUGAAGUCAACAAACAGAUUGGCAAUAGGAUCCUAAGGAAGAGGAUUCAUGUGCGUGUGGAGCAAUCAAGGUGUGCUGAGGAGUUCAAGCUGAGGAAGAAGAAGAAUGAUGAGCUCAAAGCUGCAGCCAUAGCCAAUGGUGAGACAAUAAGCACCAAGAGACAGCCUAAAGGAC